Messenger RNA from Calliphora vicina (urban bluebottle blowfly), 3570 nucleotides. Its product is annotated as tropomyosin-1, isoforms 9A/A/B. Gene Ontology annotation, molecular function: actin filament binding. Lineage: Eukaryota; Metazoa; Arthropoda; Insecta; Diptera; Calliphoridae. Gene Ontology annotation, biological process: actin filament organization; muscle contraction. The coding region runs from base 16 to 2466 and encodes 816 amino acids. The record is from RefSeq and is a predicted model, not a curated record. The transcript has 8 exons. Gene Ontology annotation, cellular component: actin filament.
CAAUUUUACAUUAAUAUGGUGGAGAAAAUAUUACAAGAAACAAAAACAAAUAAUUAUUACAAUAAAUGGCAUAUUGUGACAAAUGGCAAAACAAAACAAACAGCAACAAAAAUAAAUACUAAUAAGAGUUGUAAAAAAGACAUAGUGAUUAAUAAAACAAAUAUAAUAAACUCAACAACAAAGACUAUUUCCAAGAAUAAAACGUCAACACCCAAAAAGUUAGCGGUAAAUACACAACAACACAAGGUGGCAACACUGCAAGCUAAACAACAGAAAGAGAAUAGCCAACAAGUACAGUUGAAAAAAUCCACAACAUGCUUAACGGCAGUUGGCAAUACCAAAGCAAAACAGCAACAAGUACAUAGAAGGCGCUCGAAUCAGCAAGAGAUACGUCAAAUUAAACGAGCUCACCGCCAUCUAUUAACGAGUGGAGGUUGUGAUAAACAACAAAAACACCAAACGAACUGUCAAAAAAACAGCUGCUCACCAACAUCAUCAUCGUCGUCGUCAACCUCCUCCUCUGCAUUAAAGAAAACACAAAAAAAAUUAAAACUUAGCAGUGGCAAUAAUAAAAACUCUCUAGAAUUAAAUAAUAAUAAUAAAAAAUUAUUAAAGCAACAGAAAACAAAAACACAAUUGCAGCAAGAGCAAAGUAAACAAAAGAAUAAAAAUUCAUCAUCCUGCGUCGUCAGUAAACAACAAAAGAAAUUGAAAUCGAACAAAUUUAAUGAUCAAGAGUCGAUAAUAUCAUCGCGUUGGUGUUCCAUAGAAGAACAACUUGAUUUAUUGGAUAAAUUAUUGUAUUAUUGUGAUGAAGAUGAGAAUGCUGCUCUGAAAGCGUGGUACGAUUCCAUAAACAAAGAAAACUAUUUAGAAAGAAAUUCUUCCUGUGGUGAAGAAGAACCAGAUUCCUUAAGUGAAUGUGAUUGGAGUUGGAGUGACAUUAUGUCCUCCUCCUCCUCAGCAGCAGCCUCUGCCGCAAACUCCCAGUUGGGAACUCAAAAUGAAGAUGCCCAAUCUACCAUAAGCAACAAUAGUCUCACAUCAUCGGCCUCGUCGUGCAACUCAUCGUUGGUGCCGUCCUCUCUAAAGCGACGUGGUCAUCAACAUCAUCCACGCUUUUCGGGUACACGACGUCCCAAUGUACCACCAAAUGUUCAGGAAAUCUUAGCAGCCUUAUAUAAGAAUGAUGAAGAAGCAAAUGCAGAUUCUGCCGAUGCUGGUCACAAUCUGGAGACAGAUGUUAUGGACGAUUCCUAUACACAUCAUUACACAGAUGAACCGGAAGAUGAUCCGAUAACAGCUCAACGUAUUAAAGCCUCAUUAAACUUGCCUUUAACCGAGUCGGUAACCACCUCUAUGGGUAGUAACAGUCCCACGCCUACUGACGACAGUAGUAUGUUGGACGAAGGAGUAGUAUCAGCUCAAACACCUACCUCAGCUGCCGCCCAGCCACCCAAAGAGAAGAAAUCCAAAUCAAAACGUGAUAAGUCUGAUAAAUCAGAAGCGAACAAAGAGAAAAAGUCCAAAAAAUCAAAAAAAGAUAAAUCAAAACGUUCUUCCGCUUGUCUAGAGUCCACCGAGACCCUAAACGAUACAGCCUCCGCAGCUACCGACGAAGGCAUAGCCAUCGAUGAUGAUGACUUGCAGUCGGCCGAAUGGGCCAAUCUACGAUGCACCAGCGAGGCGGCUGAAAUUGUGGCCGAGCGAGAGGCAAGACGUAAUAAAAAUCGUUGUGCCGAUUAUCCCGGUUUGGCUUUUGGUCGUUCCAUCUUUUCAUCGGACACUAUGAUGAAAUUCAAUAUCAUACGCAAUGAACUACAUAACAUCAUGAAUACACAGUUGAAAAGGGCUGAAUCUGAAGUUGCUGCUUUGAACCGUCGUAUUCAAUUGCUCGAAGAAGACUUGGAACGUUCAGAAGAACGUUUGGGUUCCGCCACAGCUAAGCUCUCUGAAGCUUCCCAAGCUGCUGAUGAAAGUGAACGUGCUCGCAAGAUCCUUGAGAACCGCGCCCUUGCCGAUGAAGAACGCAUGGACGCUCUUGAGAAUCAAUUGAAGGAAGCUCGUUUCCUUGCUGAGGAGGCUGACAAGAAAUACGAUGAGGUUGCCCGUAAAUUGGCCAUGGUUGAAGCUGAUUUGGAACGUGCUGAAGAACGUGCCGAACAAGGAGAAAACAAAAUUGUUGAACUUGAAGAAGAACUCCGCGUCGUUGGUAACAACUUGAAAUCCCUUGAAGUUUCUGAAGAAAAGGCCACACAAAAAGAGGAAACUUUUGAAACACAAAUAAGAGUUUUGGAUCAUCAAUUAAAAGAGGCUGAAGCUCGUGCUGAAUUCGCCGAACGUUCCGUUCAAAAAUUGCAAAAGGAAGUCGACAGGCUCGAAGAUGACUUGAUGAACGAACGCUCCAAAAAUAAACUAUUACAAGAGGAAAUGGAAGCCACUCUGCAUGAUAUUCAAAAUAUGUGAAAACACUUAAAUUAAUAACAUUAUAUAAUUAUUGCAACAACAACAACAAAAGAAAAACAAAACUACCAUACUAGCCUAAAGGAUUCAUUUAAAUUUUAUUUCAUAAUUUUCAGCAACAAGACAACAAAUUUAAAUGAAUCCUUUGUUUUUUUUGUAAUGAGAAAGGAAAAAAAAAGAAAAUGCAGCGUAAACUUGAAUUCUCAUUUCUUUUAAAGAGAUUUACUAUAUAAUUUAUUGUUUGCCUAAAAAGAUUUUAACUUCUAAUGAUGUUAAACACACGCCGUAUUUUCGCUAAUAACUUUAACAAAAUUCCAAUUUAAUUUAAUCUUAAUUUCCUCCUCUAUUUUUUGUGUGUUUCGCAAGAAACUAUUUAAUAAGCAUUCCAUUUAAACCUAAAAACUUUUGUAGUAUUUUUGCCAGUAAAUUUUAAUUUCUUUCGUUUUUAUUUUUUCUUUCUGCUACAAAAACGUCUUUUUCUUUUUUUUUAUUUAAAAAAAAAGUUUAUAAUUUUCUUUUUUUUUUUGGUUAAGAUUUGUAUGUAUUUUUUCUGUAUUAAUAUUUUUUCUUUUUUUAAAUGUUGUAAAAAAUACAAUUCCAUUUUUUUUUAAUUUCAUUGUGUAAUAUUUUUUAAGUUAUUUAAUUUUUUUAAAUCAAAAUUUUUUUUUCUUUAAAUAUACCAACUUCCAUUAUUAACUAUGACAACAAAGCAAUCAAAAACAAACAAGAAAAAACUAGCAUUCCUUUUUAAGCAAAUUAAUUUCUUAAAACAAAACAAAAAAAUUUUGAUUUUUUAUAAUAUACAAAUAAUAAAUUAUACUUUAUUAAUGUAUUUCUUUUAAAAUAUAUUUCUAAAGUUUAUUAAAAUAGUAAUUAUUUUGCAUAAAUGAAAAAAAAAACACCAACAACAACAUAAACAUAAACAAUUAAAAAAAGACAAUAUAGUAUAUUUUCAUUAUUUACAACUACUUUUUUUUAAUUAUUAUUUAUAUAUAACUAUUAUUUACAAAAUAAACUACAAACAAACAUAAAAAAACAAAAAAAGAAACAAAUUUCGCUGCAAUUUGCACAAAAAAUAAAAGUAUUUUCAAAAAAAUAAAUAAAAAA